CAACGACCUAGUUGGGUACUUGGAGUCCAUUAAUAACAACAUUAAAUCACAAGUGUUCUUCGAACAACCCGGCCCAGUAGUCCAUUUUAUUCUCAGAGAAGAAUCCCCAUUUCUGAAAAAUCAAAACAAAGCACAGGAUCGCUCGUCAAAGCGUUGUCCACGAUUGCCGCCAUCGAAAAAUCUAGAAUUAGGGUUUUCCUUUUCCUGAUACUUUAUUCAGAAUGGCUGGAGGUGGAAAUUUCAUCCAUAGAGUACUUUCUUAUGUCGCUAACGAGCUAAUCGUGAACGGUCUUGCCAACAGUCAGGGAUUUCAGAGGUUUGCAGUGAGGACGUCUAAGAAGAUAGAGCAAUUUUCUGAUAUUGCUGCUCAGAAGAAGAAAGAAUUAGCCGAUCAAAUGAAGAAUGCAUCUAAGAACAUUGAGUCAUUCAAGAACCAGUGAUGGUCGUUGCGGUUAUGCCAACAUGAGAAUGGAGUUGUACACUGUCUUUGCUUUUGCCUUAAAUGGAACGCUGCUGUGCUGAAUCUGCUUGAAAAAUGAAGGUUUAGGUUGAGAAUUUGUAUUCAUUCAAGAACAAUCAUGUGGGAGCCCAAUAUUGUGACAAACUAAUAAUGUUUGUGCUCCGAAGGAUUCGUAGCCUAUUUGUUUGGUGAUACGCAUUAUGUAAUUGUUAUCUAUAUUUCAAAUAAGAGAUUUGUAACAUUGAAGUGCUAUUUUCCGCUGUUUUUAUUGCAAUACAUUAGUUGCUGUAAUAACCUGACUGAUUAUAAUUAGUCCACUACUCAGGUCACAGUUGCUGAUGCGAUAACGAUCUAUUUCA
Messenger RNA from Erythranthe guttata (spotted monkey flower), 819 nucleotides. RefSeq names its product UvrABC system C protein. NCBI's taxonomy places the organism in Eukaryota, Viridiplantae, Streptophyta, Magnoliopsida, Lamiales, Phrymaceae. The record is from RefSeq and is a predicted model, not a curated record.